CCCAUUUCUGGCUUGGUAGCUAUGUGGCGUAAGGCUGCGGCAGGUGGGCCGACCAUGACUCAAAUUUUUUAUCGUCAGAUCUUUAUCACGCCCCCGCCCCUCAACUCACAUGAGGCCAAUGUGUUCGGCAAGACAGCGAUCAUCACUGGGUCUAACGGCGGCAUAGGCUUUGAGUGUGCCUCUCAGUUGCUCGAUCUGGGAGUCGGCAAGCUAACCCUCGCUGUGCGCAGAGUGGAGUCCGGGGAUGAGGCAGCGAGGAGAAUCUGCGGAAAAAAUUGAAGUAUGGAAGCUAGAUAUGUCCGAGUAUGACUCCAUCAUGGCUUUCACGAAGCGUGCCGAUGCUCUCGCUCGACUGGACAUAGUGAUCUUGAACGCAGGUGUUCGCAAAGGUACAGAAGUAUUCAACGCAUCUACCGGAUACGAGGAAAGCAUACAAGUCAACUUUCUAUCAUCUUUUCUGCUCCUGGUUCAGUUACUUCCAAUCAUCAAAGCCAAGAGACAAAACUCCGAACCUGGUCGCAUCACCCUUGUCUCCUCAGACUCGGCUCGGAUGGCUUUGCUAGAAGAACGAAACGAGUCUCCUAUCCUGCCUGCCUUUAAGAGGAAUCGCGCGGUUUUCAAUAGUGGCGAGCAAUACUACGUACAACAGGUCGAAGGUGCUCGUGCAACUUGUGAUGAGCCAAGCUCUGUUGCAAACAUCAACAUGGCCACCCCCGGCUUCUGCCGUGGUACAGGCAUCAUGCGGGAACUAUACAGUCCUUUAGUCGCGUUUGUUGCAGACAAUGUCACCCGCUUGUUCGGCAGGUCUGCCACAGUUGGUGCCCGUGUCAUUGUCAAUGGUUGUCUCAAGGAUAUUGAAACUAAGGCUGUUCAGACCCCACAUGAUCACACGCCACUUUGUGUGCAACAAGAACCAUGCAGAUGUUGACGCAUAAGUACUUCGUUGAUACGCGGCGAUCCUAACACAACUGUCACGUUUCUAAAGUUCAGCUAAGGGUAGUACCGGUACGCACAGGUAUCUGCGUAAAGUACCUACCGGUACUUAGCGUUGGCUAACUACUGCCAGUUCCUGCGAUGGGGUGGGUAUUCCCCACUUUCUUUCGGGACGGCCCGCGUGCGUAGUC
Xylaria bambusicola is the source of this 1124-nucleotide messenger RNA. RefSeq lists its product as uncharacterized. The coding region runs from base 245 to 928 and encodes 227 amino acids. The transcript has a single exon. Lineage: Eukaryota; Fungi; Ascomycota; Sordariomycetes; Xylariales; Xylariaceae. The record is from RefSeq and is a predicted model, not a curated record.